Messenger RNA from Ostrea edulis (European flat oyster), 2207 nucleotides. Its product is annotated as DDB1- and CUL4-associated factor 13-like. The record is from RefSeq and is a predicted model, not a curated record. NCBI's taxonomy places the organism in Eukaryota, Metazoa, Mollusca, Bivalvia, Ostreida, Ostreidae. The transcript has 13 exons. Gene Ontology annotation, cellular component: small-subunit processome; nucleolus. Gene Ontology annotation, molecular function: protein binding. The coding region runs from base 739 to 1860 and encodes 373 amino acids. Gene Ontology annotation, biological process: maturation of SSU-rRNA from tricistronic rRNA transcript (SSU-rRNA, 5.8S rRNA, LSU-rRNA).
GCGUCCGUCCGUUCGCCCAGAGUCCGUUCGCCAUAAUUCUCGUUCGCCCUUUUCCUCGUUCGCCCUAUAUCCCGUUCGCCAUAUAUAUAUAGUAUAUAGUAUAUAUUAGGCUUUUUUUUUAUUUUUUAAGACAUUUAUUACGUAUCGAUUUUUUUUCCCGCAAUUAACAAUUUUAAGUUUCUUAAAUAAAUAGACUGGUAUUUUAAUUCUGAUUGUAGUGUUUAUAAAAGACAUAAUUAGUUUAAAUGUAUGUUAUUUUUAAUACUGUAAUUUGGGGAAUCAGCUCCUUUGUUUUCUUAACGAUUCGCGAUGUUUUGAAAGCAAUAUUGAAGACAUUGAGACGUUAAUAGGCCCAUUAUGGAUAUGAGCACCGGUUUUAUCUUUGAAGAAUUUUUUGAUUUUCAACUACAAACCAGUCCUUUGAUCUCAAGAAUGAUUUAUAAGACAUUCAACUUAAUAAGAGGGCGAACGAACCAUGGGCGAACAAGUUUUAGGGCGAACGGGAAUAAGGGCGAACGGCGUCAUGGGCGAACGCGUUUUAGGGCGAACGAACAUACAUUCCAACCCAAUCAUGGCAAUGACAGGUUUUGAUAUGUCCAAAGAAACUAUGAUCCUAAUUUGCACCCUUUUGAGGCCCCAAGAGAAUAUGUCAGGGCUUUGAAUGCCACAAAGUUGGAGCGAGUAUUUGCCAAGCCAUUUAUUGGGGCGUUGGAUGGGCAUAGGGAUGGUGUGAAUUGUAUGUGCAAACAUCCAACAUCACUGAGUUUUCUGCUCUCUGGGGCUUGUGAUGGAGAGGUACGAGUGUGGAAUUUGGCGAAGAGAAGUUGUGUCACAACACUUCAGGCACAUGAAGGCAUAGUUCAAGGAAUGUGCUUUCAUCCAAAUGGAAGAAGUUUUCUUACAUGUGGUUUAGAUAAAGUAAUCAAGCAGUGGGGGAUCUCAGAAGAGUGCUCAAUCAAUGAAGAACCUAUCAACACAAUUCUUGGAAAGAGUGUGUUUCAAUGUAUGGACCACCACCAGGCAGAGAAUAUUUUUGCAACUUGUGGUCAACAAGUGGACAUUUGGAAGGAAGACCGGUCAGAACCAGUAAGGAGCUUUAGCUGGGGAGUGGAUAGUACUCACCAUGUCAAAUUCAACCCAAUAGAGACAAACUUACUUGGAGCAUGUGCCUCAGACCGCAGUAUAUUACUGUAUGAUCUACGAGGUUCUACACCAUUACGAAAGGUCAUAUUGUCACUCAAAUCUAAUGCUAUAGCUUGGAAUCCCAUGGAAUCAUUUGUGUUCACAGUAGCUAAUGAAGAUUACAAUCUGUACACCUUUGACAUGCGAAAGUUGUCUGCUCCAGUCAUGAUGCACAUGGAUCAUGUAGCAGCUGUGAUGGAUGUAGAUUAUUCCCCAACUGGAAAAGAGUUAGUAUCAGCAGGAUAUGACAAAUGUCUCCGAAUCUUUAAUGUUGACACAACUCGCAGCAGAGAAGUUUACCACACAAAAAGAAUGCAGAGGGUUAGGGUGGUGAAAUGGUCUUUAGAUAACAAAUACAUCAUCUCAGGAUCUGAUGAAAUGAAUAUUCGUGUGUGGAAAGCUCGGGCAUCAGAAAAGCUUGGAAUGAUAACCACGAGAGAGAAGGCAUCCAUCAAUUAUAAUGAGAAGUUGAAAGAUAAAUUCAUGCAUCACCCACAAAUCAGAAGGAUUGCCCGACACAGACAUGUGCCCAGACAAAUACACAGUCUGUCAAAGGAGAUGAGAAUUAUGAGGGAAUCACGCAAACGAAAAGAGUCCAACAGAAGAAGACACAGCAAACCUGGAGCUGUUCCAUAUGUUCCAGAGAGGAAAAAAGCAAUUGUGAAAGAAGUGGAGUAAUGACUAGUGCAUUGAUUAUAUUGGUGCUGGUACUGGUGUAUUUUUGGAGAGCAUAUGUUCAUUUAUCUAGGGUGAAACUGUCACAAAUUUGUUAUUUUGCAAUUUUCGUUUAACAUGGAUAACAUCUUGGUAAUGGAUAAAAGUUUUGUAAGAGAUGGAAAUUUUAUGCAAGAGUUUCAUGGAUGAUAAAUACCAAUUCAAGACUGUUAAUAUGAUUUUACCUAUUCAAUUUUUCAGUGAUUUGUCAGUGACAUUCAACUUUAGAUGUUUCAUUUAAUUAAUGUAAUAUAUUACAUUGUUAUUCAACAGACAGUGUUUGACUUGAUGAAAUAAAAUUUAAAACACAG